Dryobates pubescens (Downy woodpecker) is the source of this 1727-nucleotide messenger RNA. It is a transcript of the gene METTL21A, whose product is annotated as methyltransferase 21A, HSPA lysine. Gene Ontology annotation, molecular function: protein-lysine N-methyltransferase activity. Bases 287 to 943 code for a protein of 218 amino acids. NCBI's taxonomy places the organism in Eukaryota, Metazoa, Chordata, Aves, Piciformes, Picidae. The transcript is spliced from 4 exons. Gene Ontology annotation, biological process: peptidyl-lysine methylation. Gene Ontology annotation, cellular component: cytosol; cytoplasm. The record is from RefSeq and is a predicted model, not a curated record.
GCUGGCACCAGCCCUGGGCCGCCGGCAUGGCCCUGCGGACAGCCAUGGCUUGCGUUCUGCCUUGCCUGACCCCACCGCAGAGCAGAAACGCGCUGGAGAGCUCCCAGCCGCGCCCUCAGGCCUCUUGACCCAUGAUUUGAUCGCCGCCCCGGCUCACCGGGGAAGGUUGCUGAGCGCCCCCGGCUCGGGGAGGCCGCACCCGCCCCAAGCCGUAGCUCUGGGGGCCGGGCCGGGCGCUCCGCGGUGGCUCUGGGCCUGCGCCGCGAGGCGAUCGGCCGCCAGUGGAAUGGCUUUAGUCCCCUACGAGGAGGGAGCUGGCUGGGGAGCGCGGCAGCUGCACAAUCCUUCGGCCACGUACCGCUUCGCCAGCCACACCAUCCGCAUCAGGCAGGACUGGCGGCAGCUGGGGGUGGCGGCGGUGGUCUGGGAUGCGGCUGUUGUCCUAUGUGCUUACCUGGAGAUAGGAGGCAUUGAGCUCCGGGAUAGGUCUGUGAUUGAGCUGGGAGCUGGGACUGGAUUGCUGGGAAUAGUAGCCACAUUAUUGGGUGCUCAUGUUACCAUCACAGACAGGGCAGCAGCACUGGAGUUCCUGGAGUCAAAUGUACAGGCUAACUUGCCUUCAGAACUACGUCCGAGAGCUGUAGUAAAAGAGCUGACCUGGGGAAAAGACCUACGUAACUUCUCUCCAGGAGCAUUUGACUUCAUCCUGGGUGCAGACAUCGUUUACCUGGAAGAAACUUUUGCAGACCUGCUUCAGACACUGGAGCACCUGUGCUCAGAGCGAACUGUGAUUCUUCUUUCCUGUCGUAUCCGCUAUGAACGGGACCACAAAUUCUUGAAGAUGCUGAGUGGCCGUUUCUCUGUGUAUGAGGUCCACUAUGAUGCCAGUAAGGAUGUUCAUAUCUACAAAGCACAGAGGGGUAGUUGGAAGGAUGAGUUCUGACUCUAUGUGUUGUUAGUAAAGUACUGUUCAAUCUUCUUGUUUCUACUCAAUACACUUGUUCUUAAGCAUGUAACUGCAGUUGUGUUAUCCCACUGGCUUCUUGUUCUGAUGGUCUUGUCUGAUCACUUGGCCUGAUACAGCAAGGACUGUAUUGUUCUGCGUAUUGAACCUCUGCUUCAUUUCUCAGUCAAGUUGUAUAGGGUCUUUCGCUGACAUUUUAUCAAGACUAGUAAUUGCAACUGAUUUAAGUUGCAGAAAUUUCCAGGCAUCACAAGUGUCAUCAAAAGAUCUGUUUAAAAUCAAACUACACUUAAUUUCUGUGGAAAACUGAGACAUAGAUUACAGUGGGGUUUUUUUAUUAACUCUUCAAGAAUAAAAGUAGAUGAAAUGUAAGUUAACAGUUAACUCUAUUAAAUCUCUUUAACUCUUCAGGCCUUCUGCAUCUCAAAAGUUGUAGUAAAAGAGACCACUUAAAGGGUAAAACCAACAAAGGCAGCUGCAAUAAAGUUGUUCUGUUGUCACUGCUGAAUUUAAGAGGCAUAGGGAAACAACCAGAUCUCUAGGGAGGGUUAGGAAUCAAUAUUGCAGGGUAAGCUAACUUAGAAAUCAGUGGUGUUUUUACAUGGCUUGCAAACAUGGAGGCUAUGCCUGCAGUACUGAAGCAGUCAUGGUUCUUCAGUUGUUUCCAACAAGAUAAACUUUCCCUUGCACAGAUCAAGGCUCCUUGGAGCAGAUACAGACAUACAUGUGCCAGUAGGGAAUGUAAAACAUUGUCAAACUGUUC